CGGACAGCCCUUCUUAUUCUUAGCAUGUCUCUCAGUUCUAUCACCAAUAUCAAUAUAUACAAACCAUUCCAUUUCCUUUAACUUCCACAAGAAAGCACCAAAAGAAAAGGUUCCAAGCAAUUAUAAUUAUAACACUCGAUACUACAAUUCGGUUACAGAGCUGACUGCAUUCAGUAGCAAUGGCUGUUUCAGAGAUGUUUCAAGGGGCGUCUUUGAUCCCAUCUUUUCUUUAUUCUCCUUCUUCAUUGUCAUCGAGGGGAUUGAUUGAUGGGGAGAGCUCUUUUCUGAUGUCUAGUGCUUCAUUUUCGCCCUCCAAUGUUUCAUCAGCAGCAGGAAAUAAAGAGAUUGUUAAGAGAGAAUUUGUGAUUCCAGCGCCUAAUGAGCCCGCUGAAAAGAUUAAGAUGUUUUCACCGGCUUAUUAUGCUGCUUGCGGGGUUGCUGGAGCGAUUAGUACUGGGCCAACUCAUUCGGCUGUCACCCCUAUUGAUCUGGUCAAGUGUAAUAUGCAGAUUGACCCUGCAAAGUACAAGGGCAUUACUUCUGGUUUCAGUGUUUUGCUCAAGGAGCAAGGCGUAAGAGGACUUUCUAGGGGUUGGGUACCAACCCUGCUUGGUUAUAGUGCUCAGGGAGCUUGCAAGUAUGGAUUCUAUGAAUUCUUUAAGAAAUACUACUCUGAUAUUGCUGGUCCUGAGUAUGCAGCCAAGUAUAAGACUUUGAUCUACCUCGCUGGCUCUGCAUCCGCUGAAUUCAUUGCUGUUGUUGCCCUUUGUCCCUUCGAAGCAGUUAAGGUUCGUGUCCAGACUCAACCUGGAUUCGCCAGAGGCAUAUCAGAUGGACUUCCCAAGUUUAUCAAGGCUGAAGGUCCACUUGGGCUUUACAAAGGGCUUGUUCCUCUAUGGGGACGACAAAUUCCAUACACAAUGAUGAAGUUUGGAUCUUUCGAGACCAUUGUGGAACUUGUGUACAAGUAUGCCGUUCCAACUCCUAAAGAGCAGUGUAGCAAACCUUUUCAGCUUGGAGUUAGCUUUGCAGGUGGUUAUGUCGCUGGCAUUUUCUGUGCUCUUGUCUCACAUCCUGCUGAUAACCUGGUCUCUUUCCUCAACAACGCCAAGGGGGCGACCGUGGCUGAUGCUGUAAAGAACCUAGGCUUGUGGGGUUUAUUUACUCGAGGCCUUCCUCUUCGUAUAUUCAUGAUCGGUACCCUUACUGGAGGACAAUGGGGAUUGUAUGAUUCUUGCAAGGUUGCUCUUGGAUUACCAACUACCGGUGGUGCUGCUCCUCCUGCACCAGCAGCAAGCUUGAGGGAUUCCCUGAUGAUCUGAGAACACAAGUUCCUUAUCUCUGUAGUCAGACAUUUUUUUGUAGGCCAUUCUUUUUAGGGAUAACAUUCAAAUUGAAAAGGUCAGAGCUGCCUUCCAGGUUGGCAUUUGAUCUUCUGGGAUUUGUAAUAUCUUCAAAGGCAUCAUUGUAUUUGCUAAAUCUGUAAUAAUAUGAAAACUAUGUAAUAAUAAGAGUAAACGUUGGAGGAAAAAAAAAAAAUUUUCGAGAAUUUUCUUUCGAAGUAACAAA
Molecule: messenger RNA, 1569 nt
Organism: Coffea arabica (coffee)
Lineage: Eukaryota; Viridiplantae; Streptophyta; Magnoliopsida; Gentianales; Rubiaceae
Product: mitochondrial phosphate carrier protein 3, mitochondrial-like
Biological process (GO): mitochondrial phosphate ion transmembrane transport
Cellular component (GO): mitochondrial inner membrane
Molecular function (GO): phosphate transmembrane transporter activity
Source: RefSeq, a predicted model, not a curated record